Messenger RNA from Pelecanus crispus (Dalmatian pelican), 2396 nucleotides. The record is from RefSeq and is a predicted model, not a curated record. NCBI's taxonomy places the organism in Eukaryota, Metazoa, Chordata, Aves, Pelecaniformes, Pelecanidae.
AUGGAAAGAUUCCUGGGUUUUACCCGUAACCACUGUUUCAUCAUGCUGUUCUUCACCUCCCUGAGCCCGCUGGGCUUUGCUCAGUAUGAACACUGGCCCUACCUCCCUGGUUACCCUGAGCCACCCCCACAAGUGUACCAGCCCCCCCAGAGACCGGCAAAUGUUCCCAAGAUCCAGCUGCGGCUUGCAGGGCAGAAGAGAAAACACAACGAAGGCAGAGUGGAGGUGUUUUACAGUGGCGAGUGGGGCACGGUGUGCGAUGAUGACUUUUCCAUCCAUGCUGCGCACGUGGUCUGCAGGGAGCUGGGCUACGUGGAGGCGGUGUCUUGGCUACCGAGCUCGAAGUACGGAAAAGGAGAAGGGAAAAUUUGGAUGGACAAUGUCCACUGUAAUGGCAAGGAGACCAGCCUGGCAGCGUGCACUUCAAAUGGCUGGGGAGUAACUGACUGCAAACACACCGAAGACGUGGGAGUGGUCUGCAGUGAAAAGAGAAUCCCUGGCUUCAAGUUUGACAACUCAUUGCUUAACCAAAUAGAGAACAUGAACAUCCAGGUGGAGGACAUAAGGAUCCGGGCCAUUCUUGCCACCUACCGCAAGCGGGUGCCUGUCACAGAGGGUUAUGUGGAGGUGAAGGACGAAGGGACCUGGAAGCAGAUCUGCGACAAGCACUGGACCAUGAAAAAUUCCCGAGUUGUCUGUGGCAUGUUUGGAUUUCCGAGCGAGAGGAAAUACAACACCAACGUCUACAAGAUGUUUGCCAGCAGAAGGAAGCAGCAUUACUGGGCUUACUCCAUGGACUGCAGUGGGAACGAGGCUCACAUCUCCAGCUGCAAACUGGGCAAUCACCUCAACGUGGAUGCGGAGAAGAACGCGACCUGUGAGAACGGGCUGCCUGCAGUAGUCAGCUGCGUCCCCGGACGCGCCUUUGCCCCCAGCAGCCACAGUGGCUUCCGAAAAGCCUUCAGGCAGGAGCAACCACUGGUGAGGCUGAAAGGGGGAGCCAACACUGGCGAAGGACGAGUUGAAGUGCUGAAAAACGGGGAGUGGGGAACGGUUUGCGACGAUAACUGGAACCUGGUGUCAGCCAGCGUGGUGUGCCGAGAGCUGGGCUUCGGGAGCGCCAAGGAAGCAAUAACGGGCGCAAGGCUCGGGCAAGGCAUGGGUCCAAUUCAUCUAAAUGAAAUUGACUGUACGGGCUUUGAAAAAUCAGUCACGGACUGCAAGUUCAACACGGAGUCGCAGGGCUGUAACCAUGAAGAAGAUGCUGCUGUGAGAUGCAACGUUCCAGCGAUGGGUUUCCAGAAUCAGCUGCGUCUGAGCGGCGGCCGCAACCCUUACGAGGGCCGGGUGGAGGUCUUGGCGGAGCGCAACGGCACUCUGAAGUGGGGCACCGUCUGCAGCGAGAACUGGAGCACCGUAGAGGCCAUGGUGGUGUGUCGGCAGGCGGCGUCCCCCAGCCAUGCCUUCCAGGAAACCUGGUACUGGCACGGAGACAUCAGCGCUGACAAUGUAGUCAUGAGCGGCGUCAAGUGUUCGGGGACAGAGAUGUCCCUGGCCCACUGUCGUCACGAUGGAGCCGAUGUCUCCUGUCCCAAGGGAGGUGGUCGUUUUGGUGCUGGUGUGUCCUGCUCAGAGACUGCCCCUGACCUGGUGCUCAACGCCGAGCUGGUGGAGCAGACAGCCUACCUGGAGGACCGCCCGAUGUUCAUGCUGCAGUGCGCGCUGGAGGAGAACUGCCUGGCCAGCUCGGCCACCAACACCUCCAUCACUUCUGGGUACCGGCGCCUGCUGCGCUUCUCCUCCCAGAUCCACAACAACGGGCAGUCCGACUUCCGCCCCAAGAACGGCCGCCACGCCUGGGUCUGGCACGACUGUCACCGGCAUUACCACAGCAUGGAGGUUUUCACCCACUAUGAUCUACUGAACCUCAAUGGAACCAAGGUGGCUGAAGGGCACAAAGCCAGCUUCUGUCUGGAAGACACCGAAUGCGAAGCAGAUGUGCAAAAACAGUAUGAAUGUGCCAAUUUUGGUGAACAAGGAAUCACGGUUGGAUGCUGGGACGUGUACCGUCACGACAUCGACUGCCAGUGGAUUGAUAUUACUGAUGUCCCACCAGGCGAUUACCUCUUCCAGGUUGUCAUCAACCCAAACUAUGAAGUUGCUGAAUCUGAUUAUUCAAAUAACGUGAUGAAAUGCAGGAGCCGGUAUGACGGGCAGCGCAUCUGGAUGUACAACUGCCACAUAGGUGGCUCCUUCAGUGAGGAAACAGAACAGAAGUUUGAUCACUUCAGCGGACUCACAAAUAACAAGGUGUCCACCCGAUAGAACAGCAUCGCCUCCCACCCCACUAUUUAAAGAAGCGAGGCUUCCUGCUUCGGUAAUUUCCCUAACCACUG